CGCUCUCCUACCCCGCGCGGUGCAUCACUUUGCGGACUCCGUGGAGGCUCGGUUCUGCGGCGGGCUCCGGCGGUGGGCGGGCUUCCGCGCAGGGCGGCCGGGCUCGGCGCUGCCGCCGCCGUGGCCCAUGGGCACAAUCGUCUCGGAAGGCCGGUAUUAAACCAAAAAGAUGUCCCUAUAUGAUGACCUGGGAGUGGAGACCAGUGACUCAAAAACUGAAGGCUGGUCCAAAAACUUCAAGCUUCUGCAGUCCCAGCUCCAGGUGAAGAAGGCAGCUCUCACUCAAGCCAAGAGCCAAAGGACAAAGCAAAGUACAGUCCUCGCUCCGGUCAUCGACCUGAAGCGAGGAGGCUCCUCAGAUGACCGACAGAUUGUAGACACGCCACCUCAUGUGGCAGCUGGGCUGAAGGACCCUGUGCCCAGUGGGUUCUCUGCAGGGGAAGUCCUGAUCCCCUUGGCUGAUGAAUAUGACCCAAUGUUUCCUAACGACUAUGAGAAAGUGGUGAAGCGCCAGAGAGAAGAGCGGCAGAGGCAGCGGGAGCUGGAAAGACAGAAGGAAAUAGAAGAAAGAGAAAAGAGGCGUAAAGACAGACAUGAAGCCAGUGGGUUUUCAAGACGCCCAGACCCGGACUCGGAUGAGGAUGAAGAUUAUGAGCGAGAGCGGAGGAAAAGAAGUAUGGGGGGAGCUGCCAUCGCCCCACCGACCUCUCUGGUAGAGAAAGACAAAGAGUUACCCCGAGAUUUCCCCUAUGAAGAGGACUCAAGACCUCGAUCACAGUCUUCCAAAGCUGCUAUUCCUCCCCCAGUGUAUGAGGAGCCGGACAGACCAAGGUCUCCAACCGGCCCCAGCAACUCCUUCCUUGCUAACAUGGGUGGCACCGUGGCUCACAAGAUCAUGCAGAAGUAUGGCUUCCGGGAAGGUCAGGGGCUGGGGAAACAUGAGCAAGGGCUAAGCACCGCAUUGUCCGUGGAGAAGACCAGCAAGCGUGGCGGCAAGAUCAUUGUUGGUGACGCCACAGAGAAGGGCGAGUCUCAGGAUGCAUCCAAGAAGUCGGAUUCAAAUCCAUUAACUGAAAUUCUUAAGUGCCCUACUAAAGUGGUCUUGCUGAGGAACAUGGUCGGUGCAGGAGAGGUCGAUGAGGACUUGGAAGUUGAAACCAAGGAAGAAUGUGAAAAAUAUGGCAAAGUUGGGAAAUGUGUGAUAUUUGAGAUUCCUGGUGCCCCUGAUGAUGAAGCAGUAAGGAUAUUUCUAGAAUUUGAGAGAGUCGAAUCGGCAAUUAAAGCUGUUGUCGAUCUGAAUGGGAGGUAUUUUGGUGGACGGGUGGUUAAAGCCUGUUUCUACAAUUUGGAUAAAUUCAGGGUCUUGGAUCUAGCAGAGCAAGUGUGAUUGUAACUUAAAGUCACCUCCUUGAUCCUUACAUGAGCUGCAGACUGAGCAAUGGCACAGGCGUCAGCCUCCAUGGCUGCUGGACACUGAAACUCUCGGAUGGACUGCUAAGAUAUAUGUUGAUGGAUCCCUUUUUUAUUUUGUGUUUUUUUAAUAUAGUAUAAAAAUCCUUUAAAAAUCUG
Molecule: messenger RNA, 1569 nt
Organism: Rattus rattus (black rat)
Lineage: Eukaryota; Metazoa; Chordata; Mammalia; Rodentia; Muridae
Gene: Rbm17
Product: RNA binding motif protein 17
Exons: 12
Coding region: 170-1387 (405 amino acids)
Biological process (GO): alternative mRNA splicing, via spliceosome; mRNA cis splicing, via spliceosome
Cellular component (GO): precatalytic spliceosome
Molecular function (GO): RNA binding
Source: RefSeq, a predicted model, not a curated record